AUGUCCUCAGCUUUAAUUUCAGCUAGAGAGGAGGCCUCCAAGUCGGAAUACUCGUCCGCCGAAGAGAAGUACUUGUCCAUCAUCCAGUCUCCUGAGACUCUAGACGUUCCCCAAAACAAAAUUGUCCAAGAACAGGAGGCAGCCAUAUUAGAACUUGGCAAGAUCUAUGAAACCACCAAACAAGUAGAGAAGAUCUCCGAUUUGAUCGAUCAGUCCAAGACUGUGUUGGGAGGAUCGUUCGCCAAGUCCAAGACAGCCAAGAUCAUCAAGACGCUUAUUGAGUACAUUGACGAAGUCCCAGAGUCCAUUGAUUUGUCGAUCAAGGUCACAGAAAACUGUAUAGAGUGGGCAAUUGAGCUGAAGUUGACCUUCUUGAGGCAAUCCUUGCAGUUGAAGUUGGCUUCCAGCUUCUACCAGAAGCAACAGUACCAGCAAGGAUUGAAGAUCAUAACCGAGUUGUUGAGAGAGUACAAGAAGUUGGACGACAAGUCGUCGUUGGUCGAAGUGCAGUUGUUGGAGUCGCAGAUUUACCACGCCUUAAGAAAUAUCCCCAAGUCCAGGGCCGCUUUGACGAGUGCCAGGACCUCCGCUAACCUGAUCUACUGUCCUACUUUGUUACAGGCUGAGUUGGACUGUCAAUCAGGGAUCUUGAAUGCCGAAGAUAAAGAUUAUAAGACCGCUUUCUCGUACUUUUUCGAGUCCUUUGAGGGGUUCAACAGUCAGGACGACCACAGAGCUAUCGUCGUGUUGAAGUACAUGUUGCUUACAAAGAUUAUGCUCAACUUGAUUGACGAUGUCAAUUUGAUCUUGAAUAACAAGAACGUCGUGAAGUACCAGUCUAGAGAUAUUGACGCCAUGAAGUCUAUUUCAUUGGCCUACUCCAACAGAUCGUUGAAGGACUUCGAAAACUCUCUAACUACUUACGCUCACGAAUUGAAAUCCGACUCCAUCAUUAAAUCCCACUUCAACGAACUUUACGACAACUUGUUGGAACAAAAUUUGUUGAAAAUCAUUGAAAGUUACAGUACCGUGGAAUUGAGCCACAUUUCCAAGACAAUUGGGUUAAGCUUAAGUCAAGUGGAAGGUAAAUUGUCACAGAUGAUCUUGGACAAGAUAUUCUACGGGGUGCUCGACCAAGGUAAUGGUUGGUUAAUCAUUUAUGACAAGCCAAGAAAGGAUGCUACUUACGAAGGUGCAUUAGACUUGGUUAAGAACUUAUCUAAUGUUGUAGAUUUAUUGUACGAAAAGGCGUCAUCACUUAAUUAG
This is a messenger RNA of Dujonia railenensis, 1266 nucleotides long. The record is from the annotation of a GenBank genome assembly. Lineage: Eukaryota; Fungi; Ascomycota; Pichiomycetes; Serinales; Debaryomycetaceae.